Bacillus rossius redtenbacheri is the source of this 1539-nucleotide messenger RNA. It is a transcript of the gene strat, whose product is annotated as guanine nucleotide exchange factor MSS4. NCBI's taxonomy places the organism in Eukaryota, Metazoa, Arthropoda, Insecta, Phasmatodea, Bacillidae. The record is from RefSeq and is a predicted model, not a curated record. Gene Ontology annotation, molecular function: guanyl-nucleotide exchange factor activity; zinc ion binding. The coding region runs from base 253 to 636 and encodes 127 amino acids. Gene Ontology annotation, cellular component: membrane; cytosol. Gene Ontology annotation, biological process: post-Golgi vesicle-mediated transport; small GTPase-mediated signal transduction. The transcript has 4 exons.
AAAAAUGAGUAUUGAACGCCAAAGAGGUAGAAUGUUAAAAAGAGAGGCCUAAACGAACAAUCGUAUUAUAACGUUUCAUUGUACUUCAUGUUUAUUGUCUUUGGGAAGAUAUUGAUAUUGAAUAUGGAUAUAAAAUACGGAAAGAAUAUUUAAUACUAAGUGUUUGAUGUGUUUGUCCUUCUCAUCAUUUUGUUCGUAAAGAAUGUCUAUGCCAGUUUUUCUGUGUCGUUUAUAGAUAUUUACAAAACAUCCAUGGCUUGUGGUAAAAUAUCGACCACCUUCCCGCUGCAAGAAGAGGUGGAGAGCGGUCGGAACAGGCGACAUGUGCGGUGUCAGCGAUGUCCAUCCAUCAUCCUGAGUCCGAAAAUGGCUGUCUACAAGCAGGUGGAGUUCCCGCUGCCGCACAUGAAGCAGUCUAACGGGACCAUGGCAGGCAGCCCAGAGGAGGAGAUGAUCAAAGACUACUGGAUGGUGGACGACAUGUACUUCUUCGAGAACGUCGGCUUCUCGUACACUGUGGGGGGAGUGAAGUACCUGGCCUGUGCCGACUGCGAGGUUGGCCCCAUUGGCUGGUUCGACACGGAAGCCAAGAUCAGCUACGUGGCCCUGUCCAGGGUGCUGCACGGGAAUGGCUAGUUUGUGGGAGAUCUCAUCUUGAAUAGUUGCCAGAGGUUUUUCAACUACGAUCCAGCGACAUUCUACAUUCCUGUUGCUUCAUCAUCAUUUCUGGUUAUCACUUGGUAUUGUCAUGAUAGUUUUGACAGCUUGUUAAAUAUUUAUAGAAUGAUUCUAAUUAUAAUCUAAAGAAUCCAGUACUUGCCAAAUACUUACAAAAGUUUUCAGUUGGUAUAAAUACUGGUGAUAAUUUACUGUUUUGAUUUGUUUGGAGGGAGAUUUUUGCACAAUUUAAAAUGCACAAUGAAUAUUAUAUAAGUAAACAAAUAGCCAUCGAAGAGCAGUGUUUGUAUGGAAAGUUUACUGUAGAAAGUAUUUUCAUUUUGUCUUCCAUAUGAAAUGUGUACAUAUUUCGAAUUAAAUCUUGUGUACUUUUACAUCGGUAAUCGUGAUGUAACAUAAUUGUGCUAGGUGUUGAUUAGGAAGUUUGUAACUACCCAUAUUUUUAGUUUAGUUUUACUUGUAAUAAAUUUACAUUUACUGUUUUAAGUACAAAAGUACAUAAUGUACUGUUUUCUGUACUGUAGAAAAUGUUAUCAAACAAAAUUGUUAGAAUUUUAUUGUAGAAUACAUUUUGGAUAUUUCAGUACAACUGAACGUUUUUGUACUUUUCAUGUGAGCCGUUUUGCUUCCCAGUCUGGUCGUUACGACUUAGCUGGUUCGCGAAUAUGGCAGCUGGUUCCAUAGAGCCACCUUCACAUAGAUGCAGUGUUUUAGGUGGGAAGUGUGUGGAUUUUCAUUCUAGCUAUUUGCAGAAAAUUUGUUUUGCUAUUUGUACAUUGUAAAAAUUAAGAAAGAAAAGGAUUAAAUUUGUUUUUACAGCUGCAGAGUUACAAAUAAAAAGCUUUAGACUUAAAAAAAAAA